This is a messenger RNA of Penicillium brevicompactum, 1551 nucleotides long. RefSeq lists its product as uncharacterized. Gene Ontology annotation, molecular function: carbohydrate:proton symporter activity. Lineage: Eukaryota; Fungi; Ascomycota; Eurotiomycetes; Eurotiales; Aspergillaceae. Gene Ontology annotation, cellular component: membrane. Gene Ontology annotation, biological process: carbohydrate transport; transmembrane transport. The transcript has 3 exons. The coding region runs from base 1 to 1551 and encodes 516 amino acids. The record is from RefSeq and is a predicted model, not a curated record.
AUGUUUGCCAUCAAGCAGUCCACGCUCUACCAGGAGCUUAGCCCCCGCUUGCUCUUCAUCGGGUGCUUUGUCUCCCUGGGAGCUAUGGGUUUCGGCUUUGACAACUCCUGGUGGGGAGGAGCUCUUGGUCUGACGCCCUUCGCCCAGAAAUAUGGCGCUUGGGACCCAGCCAUCAACGAUUGGAGCAUUCCAUCCGAGAAGCAGUCUGCAGGUACUGGUACUGGCUCGGCUGGUAUCAUUUUUGGCUGUUUGGCUUCGCCAUGGCUUUGCUCACAUCUUGGUCGAAAGCCGACUUUAUUAGUCAUGGCGGGUGUUUUGUCACUGGGAAUUGUUCUGGAAGCCUCUGCGGUGACCUCGUUCUGGCAAUUGGUUGUUGGUCGCAUUGUUGUUUACUCCGGUAUCGGCAUUGCUUCCAAUGUAGUACCAAUGUAUCAGUCUGAAUGUGCACCGGCGAAGAUCAGAGGCGCCUUCUUGACUGCCUAUUCAUUCUGGAACACAUUUGGCGGGUUUCUUGCCACACUUGUGGUCUACCUGUGCCAGAGUCUGAAGUCAGAAUGGGCUUACCUGACGGUCAUCUUAUGCCAGCUUACAGUCCCAGUUGGCAUUAUUCUCUCAUAUCCCCUACUACCCGAAACACCCCGAUACCUCGUCUACCGCGGACGCUAUGAAGAAGCCGAGGCUUCAAUCAAAGACCUCUACGGUGCUCACUAUAACGCUUCAGAGGAAGUACAGCUGCUACGUCUUCAAGUUGAGGAACAGCGCGAGCUGCACCGAGCAACCAGUCUGAUGGAUUGCUUCCGGGGCACAAACCUGCGACGAACAAUAAUUGCUAUCGGAGUGCAGGUGUUACAGCAGGCACAGGGAAUCUCAUUCAUCAACAACUUUAUUGUGACAUUCAUGAAGCAGCUUGGCUUCGCUGAUCCACUGAAGUACAACGUCAUCGUUCUCGCAUGCGGCCUUGUCGCCAAUGUCUUCUCAUUCUUUACAUUUGACAAAGUUGGCCGAAGAAUCAGUAUGUUCACGGGAGCCUUCCUGAUGGCUGCGAUGAUGAUCGGUGUUGGUGGUACCACGGCCAACGGGUAUCAGGCCCUUUCUCCGAUGACGCAAAACGGAUGUGUUGCGAUGCUGGUUCUAUGGUAUGUGUUCUAUGCCCUGUCUUGGGGCCCUGGAGUAUGGAUCCUCGGUGGUGAGAUUGGAACUGGCCAAUUGCGUGAAAGGACUCUCCUUUUAUCGUCACUGGGCAGUUUCGUGACAUUCGUUCCCAUCAAUUUCGUGAACCCCUACGUCCAAGCCCAGAUUGGGGGCCGCACGGCAAUCAUCUAUGGCAGUUUCUCCGUGGCUGCUAUGGCCUUUGUUUAUUUCUGUCUUCCAGAGACCAAGGACCGAUCCCUCGAAGAGCUUGACGAGAUGUUCCAGCAGAAAGUUCCAACUACCCAGUUUGGGGACUACGUGUGCACUGGCCUCGGGGCGCAGAUUAGGCAUCUAGAGCAUAAGGACGCCGAGGCAGAUUUGAAAAGCCGACAGAUCGAACAUGUUGAAGCUGCGAUCUAG